Peromyscus eremicus (cactus mouse) is the source of this 1117-nucleotide messenger RNA. It is a transcript of the gene Tmem141, whose product is annotated as transmembrane protein 141. The record is from RefSeq and is a predicted model, not a curated record. Bases 228 to 461 code for a protein of 77 amino acids. The transcript is spliced from 5 exons. NCBI's taxonomy places the organism in Eukaryota, Metazoa, Chordata, Mammalia, Rodentia, Cricetidae.
CCUCCAGUCUGACCAUCUUUCCUGGCGGAAUCUGACCAACCAUGGUGAAUUUGGGCCUGUCCCGAGUGGAUGAUGCGGUGGCCGCCAAACACCCGUGUCCCUCUCCAAGGCUAGGUCGUGCCCAAAGGAGGAGCAGGAGGGAAGACGGAAAGGGGACUGAGCCAUGAACACCACCACCCUCAUCCCAGGGUCUCGAGGAAUAUGCCGUGUGCCAGUCGAACGCCUUCAUGAAGGGCGUUUUCACCCUUGUCACAGGCACUGGUGCGACUUUUGGCCUGCAGCUGUUCAUUAAGCGGAAGUUUCCAUACCCUGUGCAGUGGAGCUUCCUGGUGGCUGCCGUUGUAGGAUCUGUGGCCAGCUACAGAGUGACCAGAACGGAGUCUCAGAAGUGCAGAGAUCUCUGGCUCUUCCUGGAGACAGGGCAACUCCCCAAAGACAUGCGCACAGAUCAUCACAACUAGAAGAGCUCUGGCUGCUGGGUGUGGAGGAGCUGAAGCAGGGAAAAUCCUGGACUUUGACACCAUCCAACUCCAGGCUGGUCCUUCCUACCUCACCACACACACACACACACACACACACACACACACACACACACACGCACACGUGUGCACGAGCCCUUGAGUGUGUAUGGGCAGGCCGACCUGACAUCUGUGAUGGCCACCUGCUGCCCCAAAUCCAGGACCCGCCCAGGAGUCCAGUUCAGAAAAGGGCUUGAGAGAUGGGGGCGGGCGUCUCCUCCAGAGCAGCAAGAAGCCAGGAUAUCAGAAAGGGUUGUAUCCUGUUACACACGACUGUGGGGGUAGCAGCCUGCAAGUGGUGAAAAAACUUGUGUAUUUUCUCUGGUGCUUUGGGGUCCCUUGGGGACCUCUGUGCCCCAAGUCCAUGGAGAAUUGUGAAGGGUUGUGGCUAAUAAACAGCUGUCCUUUUCCCACCUGAGCUCUAAAGCCAGUAAACAAGGGUCGGUGAGGUUGUUCGGUGGGUAAAGCACCUGCUGAUAAGCCUGAUGACUGAGUUUAAUCUUCAAGAACCACAUGGUGGAAGGAGUCACAACGCCCACACAUUGUCCUCUAAUCUCUACUAUGGUAUAUGGGUUCCCAUACACAUGCACAGGAACACA